AUGGAGGACAACAAAAUCAAGGCCUACCGCCUCAUCGGCUAUGCUGCUGUCUCCCUCUCAGCCGUCGGAAUUCUUUCCGUCUGCAUCACUCUUCCACUCGUCUACUCCUACGUGAGCAACCUCCGUUCCCAAAUGCAUUCGGAGCUCCGUCACUGCCGUGACACCGUCAACACCGUCUACGCUACCGCCGUCGCCAUGCCUGCUCUUCCCGGGAGGAUCAACCGUACCGCCCGUCAGGCCGGAUACGAUGUUGCCGUUCAAGACGCACCAGCUCAAGAGGCCGGAUCUUGCGAUGGAUGUUGCUUGCCAGGAGCCGCUGGACCAGUCGGAGCAGCCGGACGCCCAGGAACUCCAGGACGCCCAGGAGCACCAGGAGCCCCAGGACAUCCAGGAAAGCCACCACAAUCACCAUGUGAGCCAUUGACUCCACCACCAUGCCCAGCUUGCCCACCAGGACCACCAGGAGCUCCAGGAGCACCAGGAAAGCCAGGAGCAGAGGGACCACCAGGAGCCCCCGGACACGAUGGACCAAACGGAGGACCAGGACAACCAGGACAACCAGGACCACACGGACCAAAUGGACAUCCAGGAAAGCCAGGACCACAAGGACCACAAGGACCACCAGGACACUCCGACGAGCCAAAACCAGGACAACCAGGACAGCCAGGACGUGCUGGACCACGUGGACCACGUGGAGUCGCUGGACUCAAGGGCAAGGACGGAGCUCCAGGAGCACCAGGACAACCAGGACCACGUGGAGGAGCAGGAGAGCCAGGACAAGAUGGAGCUCCAGGACAACCAGGAGUUCCAGGAGCCGAUGGAACUCCAGGAGAGAAGGGAAUCUGUCCAAAGUACUGCGCCAUCGAUGGAGGAGUCUUCUUCGAGGACGGAUCAAGACGCUAG
Caenorhabditis remanei is the source of this 903-nucleotide messenger RNA. RefSeq lists its product as uncharacterized. Gene Ontology annotation, molecular function: structural constituent of cuticle. The coding region runs from base 1 to 903 and encodes 300 amino acids. NCBI's taxonomy places the organism in Eukaryota, Metazoa, Nematoda, Chromadorea, Rhabditida, Rhabditidae. The record is from RefSeq and is a predicted model, not a curated record. The transcript is spliced from 2 exons.